This is a messenger RNA of Thyridium curvatum, 708 nucleotides long. RefSeq lists its product as uncharacterized. The record is from RefSeq and is a predicted model, not a curated record. The transcript has 3 exons. Lineage: Eukaryota; Fungi; Ascomycota; Sordariomycetes; Thyridiales; Thyridiaceae. The coding region runs from base 1 to 708 and encodes 235 amino acids. Gene Ontology annotation, molecular function: calcium ion binding. Gene Ontology annotation, cellular component: cytosol; membrane; intracellular membrane-bounded organelle.
AUGGGCAAAUCACAAUCCAAGCUCUCCCAAGAGCAGCUUGCAGAGUUGCAAAAGUCGACGCAUUUUGACAAGAAGGAGCUGCAGCAAUGGUACAAGGGUGAGUUGAACCCAAUACUCUAUUUCUAUUUGCCACUCGUCAGGGACGCUGUGCUAUUUGCGCCCACCCGGCCGCUCGCGCUGGAGCGAGAGGAGAAACACCAAAUACUGACUGUCUCGUCUACCACCUCUACAGGCUUCCUCAAGGACUGCCCCUCCGGCAUGCUCUCCAAGGAGGAGUUCCAAAAGAUCUACCGCCAGUUCUUCCCGUUCGGGGACCCAUCGUCAUUCGCCGACUACGUCUUCAAUGUGUUCGAUAGCGACAAAUCGGGCACAAUUGACUUUAAGGAGUUCAUCUGUGCCCUGAGCGUUACGAGCCGCGGGAAGAUGGAGGACAAGCUCGACUGGGCAUUCCAGCUGUACGACAUCGACGGUGACGGCAAGAUCAGCUACGACGAGAUGCUACAGAUAGUAGAGGCAAUCUACAAGAUGGUUGGAUCCAUGGUCAAGUUGCCCGAGGACGAAGAUACCCCCGAGAAGCGCGUCAAGAAGAUUUUCCGCAUGAUGGACAAGGACGAGAAUGGCAGCCUCGACAUGGACGAGUUCAAGGAGGGUUCCAAACGCGAUGAGACCAUCGUUUCAGCCCUCUCGCUCUACGACGGCCUCGUCUGA